Anthostomella pinea is the source of this 396-nucleotide messenger RNA. The record is from the annotation of a GenBank genome assembly. NCBI's taxonomy places the organism in Eukaryota, Fungi, Ascomycota, Sordariomycetes, Xylariales, Xylariaceae.
AUGAUUCGCAUCGAGGAUCAGGAGCAGGCCAAGAGCCACUCAUCUAGCUCGCCCGGGGGCGUUCCACAGUCGAAACUGGUCUUCUCUCCUGAGAUCGCGAGGGCGAUGAAGUUGGCCUUGGGGAUAACGGGUAAUCACCUCGCCUUUCUCGAUCACGAUAGUUGGGUUUGCACCGUCGACGUCACCAGUAUGCUGUCCCCACCGACAGUUCACCGCACGCUCUUAAAUGGGGGCGAUGGAGGAGAGAUCCGUCAGGAAACGGUGAUACACUUCUACCUGCCCAAGGACUGGUUAGGUGCCAGGACCGCUUACAUAUCAAUCAUGAAUCGCGACGGCACGGUGUUCUGUCCCAAGCAGGCAGACGUGGCUAUCAUGAGGGAUGGGCUGUUAUUGUAA